Molecule: messenger RNA, 1689 nt
Organism: Varroa destructor (honeybee mite)
Lineage: Eukaryota; Metazoa; Arthropoda; Arachnida; Mesostigmata; Varroidae
Product: mitochondrial glutathione transporter SLC25A40-like
Biological process (GO): mitochondrial transmembrane transport
Cellular component (GO): mitochondrion
Source: RefSeq, a predicted model, not a curated record
CUGAAAACCUAGCGGGUCGAGGGUGUUUGCAUUCACGGUCAUGGCCACAUAACCUGGCCGUACUUAAAGGCGAUGUUCACUCAUUUACUAAAAGUUUCUCCUAAAAGAGAACAAACAGCCAAAUUAUCUUGCACUAUUUUUACAGAUUUGACCGUAACAAAAAACUAAUGGUUUACUAUUACAGUCACAGUUUAACCGCAGGUUUAUCAUGUUCAAUGACUCGAAAUUGGCGGGUCAUCAAUCUUUCGAAUAUAAAUAAAGAUGGCGACGCCCCAAAACUGAGCAAGAUAUCGUGCGCUCUGAGUUGACCUGACAAAAUGUCGAACUCAUCGCCGGAUAUUAGCCCUUCCCAGCGCGUCGUGGCUUCCAGUUCCGGAGCAGUGGCUACAGCAAUAUUCAUGACACCACUCGACGUCGUAAAGGUUCGUCUACAGAGCCAACAGAAAACAUCCAUCCGUUACCGCUGUUCACCUGCAUGUAAUCAACUGCUCAUGAGUUGCGUUUGCCCUGGAACUGAAACAGAAACUCAUCGACCAUACUGGGUUCACUCGUUACAACAACAGCCUUGCCAUCAUCAUCAUCACAGUGCUGGUCAGCUCUACCAGACGCCAUUUAAAGGAACGGCAGAUGCAUUGCUUGGAAUAGCUAGACGUGAAGGUCUAGGCGCUUUGUGGUCCGGGCUUCCACCAACGUUAGUCAUGGCGGUGCCUGCGACCGUGAUAUACUUUUCCACUUACGAUACCGUCAAAAAAACUUUCAUCCACAACCAGACAUUUCAGUCAACAAUUGGAGUGGCAAUUAGCUCAGGUGCAGUGGCACGUGUUGUUACUGCAUCGUGUGUAUCCCCACUUGAACUAUUUCGAACUAAGUUACAGUCGCAAAAGAUGACCUACGCCCAGUUGAUUCGUGCAGUUCAAGAAAUGGUGGCUGCAAGAGGCAUUGGUUCUCUUUAUCUUGGGCUGUCAUCGACGCUGUUGCGUGACGUACCAUUCAGCUGCAUUUACUGGGCAUCCUACGAAUCUUUCAAGAAGAGUUUCGUUCCGAAGGAUGAAAACCCGCAAUUGCGUUUUUGUUUAGGCGCUGGCGCCAUUUCAGGAACAGCUGCAGCAGUCGUUACAUUGCCGUUUGAUGUUGUCAAAACAUACAGGCAAAUCGAACUUGGUGGACAGAUGUCUCGGCCACCAGAAUCAGGACUCCAUGGGGCCGGUCCUUUUGCGAUGUUGGCUGAUAUUUACCGAAAGCAGGGCACACGUGGCCUCUUUGCGGGUCUUGUACCUCGUAUCGUAAAGACAGCUCCUGCAUGUGCCAUUAUGAUAAGCACAUAUGAAAUGUUUAAGAACUUUUUCCUCUCUUAGGCUUUGCAGCAGAAGUGAAAAAUGCUAUGCGAUAUAUGUGAUUAGCUAAUACCUAAUAAACUGGUGAUAAGUAAUAGUAAGCUCACUAAACCAUUCUUAAAGACUGUAGUUUUUGCGUAGGCUACGCAAAAAGACAAAGGUGAUACCAGUCAUUUGCUUGGCCUGAAACGUAACCUCUCUGAGAACGCGAUUUUUGUGUAUCAGAGCAGGAACAAGUAUGUAAAAUAUUAGUAACCAUCGAGAUUUGGACAGUCACUGCUUUAACUAGCUUUUUUUUUUUAAAUACAUCGUCUUAUUUCUGUGUUUCGUACAAAAUAAAAAAUGAUAAUUUCAU